CCGCGCCGGCUCCCGCCCGGCAUACGGCCGAUCCUUGCAGCUCCCGCCCCGAGCCCUGGCCGGCUCACUUAGGUGGAGCGCCACCUGGGCCCGGGCUUGGGCCCGCCCAGUCAAGUCUCCCUUAAGCGCAGGCACCUGCUUGGCCGCCCCGCUCGGCGGGGUCCUGAGGCGUCUCAGGGAAGUGCGGCGAUUGGCUGCGGCUCCGGGGAGCCCGGCUGCAGCACCGCUUGACAACCGCAGGCUGCGAGCGGCUGAGCUGAGCGGCUGCGGGCUGGGGAGGGGCCGACGGGGGGCAGGACGGCCUGACCGGCUGAUGGAUUGACGCGCGGGCGGCAGAAGGGAGGACCGCCGCCCAGCUGGGACCGCCGCCCUCGCGCUCACGCAGCAGCCAGGACUCGUCGCUUCGGGGCCCGACCGCCGGCCUCCCGCCGGCCUCCCGCCGCUUUCUUCUCCGCCGCUUCCCCGGGCUCGUCUUGGAGCCCUCAGGUUAUCAACAUGACGGCUGAAGAAACGGUGAAUGUAAAAGAGGUUGAGAUCAUUAAGUUAAUUUUAGACUUCUUGAAUUCAAAGAAGCUUCACAUUAGUAUGUUGGCCCUUGAGAAGGAAAGUGGCGUCAUCAAUGGCCUGUUUUCAGAUGAUAUGCUUUUCCUGAGGCAGCUAAUCCUUGAUGGCCAGUGGGAUGAAGUUCUUCAGUUCAUUCAACCUCUAGAAUGUAUGGAAAAAUUUGACAAAAAAAGGUUCCGUUAUAUUAUCCUGAAGCAGAAGUUUUUAGAAGCUUUGUGUGUUAACAAUGCAAUGUCAGCAGAAGAUGAGCCCCAGCAUUUGGAAUUUACAAUGCAAGAAGCUGUGCAGUGUUUGCAUGCCCUAGAAGAGUACUGUCCUUCUAAAGAUGAUUAUAGCAAGCUCUGUUUGCUCUUGACUUUGCCUCGUCUGACCAACCAUGCUGAAUUUAAGGACUGGAAUCCCAGCACUGCACGAGUUCACUGUUUUGAAGAGGCUUGUGUCAUGGUUGCAGAAUUCAUCCCUGCUGAUAGGAAACUGAGUGAGGCUGGCUUUAAAGCAAGUAAUAAUCGUUUGUUUCAGCUUGUAAUGAAGGGCUUACUUUAUGAGUGCUGUGUAGAAUUUUGUCAAAGUAAAGCAACUGGAGAAGAAAUCACAGAAAGUGAAGUACUUCUUGGCAUCGACCUCUUAUGUGGAAAUGGUUGUGAUGAUCUGGAUCUGAGUUUGUUGUCAUGGCUUCAGAAUCUCCCAUCUUCUGUCUUCUCUUGUGCUUUUGAACAGAAAAUGCUCAAUAUUCAUGUUGACAAACUUCUGAAGCCCACAAAAGCUGCAUAUGCUGAUCUUUUGACUCCUCUUAUAAGCAAACUUUCUCCCUAUCCAUCAUCGCCAAUGAGAAGGCCUCAAUCAGCUGAUGCCUAUAUGACUCGCUCUCUGAAUCCUGCUUUAGACGGUCUCACUUGCGGACUGACCAGUCAUGAUAAGAGAAUCUCAGACCUUGGAAACAAAACUUCUCCAAUGUCACACUCCUUUGCUAACUUCCAUUACCCAGGGAUACAGAACCUUAGUAGAAGUCUUAUGCUUGAGAAUACAGAAUGCCACAGUAUUUAUGAAGAAUCCCCUGAACGAAGUGACACACCUGUUGAAGUGCAGCGGUCUAUCAACAGUGAAAUCCCGGGCCAGAAUUCUGUUUCCGAAAAAGAGCCUGCAAAUGGAGCACUGGAUCCUGGACCAGCUAAGCAAGAAAAAAAUGAGCUUCGAGAUUCAACAGAACAAUUUCAAGAAUAUUAUAGGCAAAGAUUACGGUAUCAACAGCAUUUAGAACAAAAAGAACAACAACGACAGAUAUACCAGCAAAUGUUGCUUGAAGGUGGUGUGAAUCAAGAAGAUGGUCCUGAUCAGCAGCAGAAUCUUACUGAGCAAUUCCUUAAUAGGUCCAUUCAAAAACUUGGUGAAUUAAAUAUUGGAAUGGAUAACCUUGGUAAUGAAGUAUCACCAAUCAACCAGCAGUGUAAUGGAAGCAAAGGAAAUGGGUCUAAUAAUUCUGUGACAAGUUUUACUACACCACCCCAAGAUUCUAGUCAGAGACUAAUACAUGAUGCUUCAAAUAUUCACACAAGUACUCCUCGUAAUCCAGGGUCAACAAACCACAUACCAUUUCUUGAGGAAUCACCUUCUAGUGGCAACCAAAUCUUAUCAGAAGAUUCUGUCAUCAAGCCAUCUCUUGAAGAUUCUUCUGGGAGUCUGUCAAGGUCAAGAGGGGAAGAGGACGACAAGUCAAAAAAACAGUUUGUUUGUAUUAAUACUCUAGAAGACACACAAGCUGUUAGAGCGGUGGCAUUUCAUCCAGGUGGUAGUUUAUAUGCUGUUGGUUCAAAUUCAAAAACUCUGAGAGUGUGCGCCUAUCCAGAAGUAAUUGAUCCAAGUGCACAUGACACCCCUAAGCAGCCAGUGGUGCGUUUUAAAAGGAAUAAACAUCACAAAGGAUCCAUUUACUGUGUGGCCUGGAGUCCUUGUGGACAGUUAUUAGCAACAGGAUCAAAUGACAAAUAUGUCAAAGUACUACCAUUCAAUGCAGAAACUUGUAAUGCAACAGGACCAGAUCUGGAAUUUAGUAUGCAUGAUGGAACAAUUAGAGACUUGGCUUUCAUGGAAGGUCCAGAAAGUGGUGGUGCUAUUUUAAUAAGUGCUGGAGCAGGGGAUUGUAACAUUUAUACAACUGAUUGUCAAAGAGGACAGGGCCUCCAUGCUCUGAGUGGGCAUACUGGGCAUAUUUUAGCACUUUAUACCUGGAGUGGCUGGAUGAUUGCAUCUGGUUCUCAAGAUAAAACUGUCAGAUUCUGGGAUCUUCGAGUACCAAGUUGUGUUCGUGUUGUUGGCACAACAUUCCAUGGAACUGGCAGUGCAGUGGCAUCAGUGGCUGUAGACCCCAGUGGUCGACUCUUAGCCACAGGACAAGAAGACUCUAGCUGCAUGUUGUAUGACAUAAGAGGGGGAAGAAUGGUACAGAGUUAUCACCCUCAUUCCAGUGAUGUUCGUUCAGUUCGAUUCUCUCCUGGAGCACACUACUUGCUAACAGGAUCCUAUGAUAUGAAAAUAAAAGUGACAGACCUGCAAGGAGACCUCACUAAGCAGCUUCCCAUCAUGGUGGUGGGGGAGCACAAGGACAAAGUAAUUCAGUGCAGGUGGCACACCCAGGACCUUUCCUUCCUGUCAUCCUCUGCAGAUAGGACUGUAACUCUCUGGACUUACAAUGGCUAGAAUACACUGACAUCAGUCAUGCAGUGAAAGCACAGACUUAAGACUGCUGAGUUGGGAGAAUUACAAAUUUGAAGAAAAUAGACUGGCCAAGAAAGUGGCUUAGCAGGAGGAGGCUUCUUGUCCCUGAGACCCCUUUGAUAGAAGGUGUUGGGUGGUGUUAUUCUGCAGUGCUUUCAGUCUUCCAUGUGAGCUCGUGCCGCCAUGUAGUUUUGUUGCCAAAGUCUGCAGAAGAGCUCUAUGUUGUCUGUGUGCACUCAAGUCAAGGUGUGGAAGAUGUGUUUACGAUUAGUAUUGAAUGCAUUCCUUGGUCUUUGCCUAAAUAAUGGUUUUAUAUACACACUGAAGGUGAACUCUUAAGCAUAUUACAAUGUAAUGUAACCAAGUCCUACACAGAUGAAACAUAGGUGUUUGGAAAUUACUUUUGCUUUUCUCACAACCCCAUGAUAUUAUCACUUGUCAGCUAGAGGUCAGAAUUUUGUCUUUCAAAAGUUACAUGGUUGUUUUCACAAAGGAUCAUUAUGGAGUUUAAAGACAAAUGGAAAACUGCUUCUUAAUUCCUUCUGUGGUGUAGGCCUCCCCCCCCCCCCUUAACCCAGGGAUAUAAUUGCCAUUUUGUCUAUUACUUUGCAUCAGGCUUAAAAGGUAACUCUGUUUGCUUCAGAAACUUGUUGAUUUCAGUUUUUUGAAUGCAACAAGAUACGUCCCUUCUAUACUGUAGAAGCAGAGCAGAAGCUUUGUUAUGUGAUGUAACACUUGAUGGUUCAAAAAACUUACUGGCUAUCAUUUUCCUCUUAAAAAUUAAAAAUUUCCCAUAGACUAUAGCAUGGCUUGAAAUGCUAUGUCCGCAUGAUAAUUAAAAAUGAAAAUUUUAAACUGUUGCACUCCAGAAAGCCUAUUUGGAUUUUUUUCUUGCACUGUUUUAUGUAAUGCAGAAUAACGAUUUUUAUUUCUACAGCAUUAUAGAUUCUAACAUUUAUGUAUCUUUAUUUUCGUAUUGUACAGUAAACUUACUUUAAAUUAUUAAACAGGCUAUUUUAUUUAUUUUAAAAGCAGUUGAGUUGGUUCUAAUUAUUGAACUGUCUGUGCACUGUAAGUAGCAAGCAUUUUUAAUCUAUUGUGUCCAAGUGGAAGGAUAUUAGAAAUGUAACUGUGCUAUUAUUUCAAUAAAGACCUCUUGACACCUAAAA
This is a messenger RNA of Erinaceus europaeus (western European hedgehog), 4445 nucleotides long. RefSeq names its product WD repeat domain 47 (gene WDR47). The record is from RefSeq and is a predicted model, not a curated record. The transcript is spliced from 15 exons. Gene Ontology annotation, molecular function: protein binding. The coding region runs from base 496 to 3258 and encodes 920 amino acids. Lineage: Eukaryota; Metazoa; Chordata; Mammalia; Eulipotyphla; Erinaceidae.